Molecule: messenger RNA, 849 nt
Organism: Pteronotus mesoamericanus
Lineage: Eukaryota; Metazoa; Chordata; Mammalia; Chiroptera; Mormoopidae
Gene: TSPAN32
Product: tetraspanin 32
Exons: 9
Coding region: 1-849 (282 amino acids)
Cellular component (GO): membrane
Source: RefSeq, a predicted model, not a curated record
AUGGACCCUUGGAGUCGAGUCAGGGCGGCCAAAUGCCAGAUGCUGGUCACCAGCUUCUUUGUCCUGCUGCUGGGCCUCUUCGUGGCCAUCAUGGCGGCCCUCACCCACUUCGGGGCCCACUUCGCUGUCAUCAGCCGUGUGUCUCCGGAGGGGUCUCCCUACGAGGCCCUGCACCGCUGGGCCUUCUUCGCAGGGAUCGGCCUGGCCGGGCUGCUCAGCCUGGGCGCUGUGCUGAGUGCCGCGGCCACUGUGCGGGAGGCCGGGGGCCUCAUGGCCGGGGGCUUCCUGUGUUUUGCGCUGGUGUUCUGCGUCCUGGUGCAGGUGGUCUUCUGGAGACUCCGCAGCCCCACCCAGGUGGAGGAUGCCGUGUUGGACACCUACGACCUGGCCUACGACCGGGCGGUGAGGAGCUCGUCUGGCGCCUGGCAACAGGAACUGCUGGCCAUCCAGGACACGUUCCUGUGCUGUGGGAAGAGCUCUCCUUCCAGCCUCCUGGGCAGCGUGGAGGCCGACCUGUGUCGGGGAGAGGAAGCCGCCACGCAGGACUGCCUGCAGGGCAUCCGGCGCUUCCUGAGGACCCACGGACACAUCGCCGCCGUCCUGGCCAGCGUCAGCCUCGCCUCCAUGGUGUACGCCAUGCUGCUCAGCUCCUUCCUGUGGUUCGCCAUCCGCUCCGGUCGCGGCCUGGACCGCAAAGGGACGUACGCCCUGAGCCCCCGGGCCCCUGGCUGCCGGCCCCAGGAGCCCAGCGCCUUCCGACGGUCCCAGGGGGCGCCCGCCCUUCAUCCGCUCGAUGACCUCGGCCCCAGCAGACGCCCAGGCGGCCCUCGGCUGCUCCGGGACCACUGA